Messenger RNA from Endocarpon pusillum Z07020, 1725 nucleotides. RefSeq lists its product as uncharacterized. The transcript has 2 exons. Bases 1 to 1725 code for a protein of 574 amino acids. Lineage: Eukaryota; Fungi; Ascomycota; Eurotiomycetes; Verrucariales; Verrucariaceae. The record is from RefSeq and is a predicted model, not a curated record.
AUGCUCCCACCAUUCGAUUAUUUUGAGCACCGAAGAGCAUGUCAAUUCAAACAGAAAGAACGCGCGGCGCGCAUAGCUUCUCUUCCUGAACCCUACAGAAGCCCUGUCACUUCUUCUGAUCGUGUGUUCCUUUCGCGACCCAUUUCCGAGCUCGUACGUGACGUCCAUAGACACAUUCUCCAACCGAUCGAGAUACUACGUACCUAUGGCAAAACAGCAGUACUCGCUCAUAAAAAGACUAAUUGCGUGACGGAGUUACUCGUACCGGAGGCAGAGAAAUGGGUGCAAGACGGCGAAAUCAAUUUCGCGGGCCCGCUUGCAGGCAUACCUGUCAGCUUGAAGGAUAGUAUCGCUGUUGGUGGUUUCGAUGUCACAGUCGGAUACUCAAGAAACGCCGGAAAGCCAUAUCCUAGCGAUGGAGCUUUAGUAAGGCUACUCAAAGAUGCAGGGGCAAUCCCUCAUGCAAAAACCGCCGUUCCCAUAACCCUUCUCUCAUUUGAAUCUAGCAAUGACCUCUGGGGUACUACGAAGAAUCCUCAUAAUACCAAAUAUUCGCCAGGCGGCUCCACCGGUGGUGAGGCCGCGCUUCUGGCACUUAAUGGCAGUCGCAUAGGUAUCGGCAGCGAUGUGGCAGGGAGUGUCAGGGUUCCGGCAGCAUGGUCGGGAAUCUGCAGCUUGAGAUGUAGCACUGGAAGAUGGCCCAAGGUAGGCAUGGACACAUCGAUGCCUGGUCAGGAAGGAGUACCUUCUGUCUUUUCCCCAAUGGCACGCACCCUUGACGAUCUCACGUACUUCACGAAAUCUAUGAUUGAGAUGCGGCCAUGGAAGUAUGAUUAUACUGUUCAUCCAAUCGAAUGGCGCGAAGAAGAAUUCAGGGCGGUUUCAGGAACAAGCGAGAAGAAGCACCUGAGAGCCGGUCUGAUGCUGUCUGACGGAGUAGUGCCACCGGCCCCAGCAAUCGUAAGAGGCUUAAGAAUGACUGCCUCGGCCUUAGAACGAGCUGGCCAUACAGUCAAAGAAAUUCCUAUCUCUAGCUUUCCCCCGGCAGCAACACCUGCAUAUGGACUGCAGCUUGCCUCCACCCUACUGACCUCAGAUGGCUGCAAAACAUUCCGAUCCUUCUUCCGGACCGGAGAAAGAUCAGACCCUGGAGCUGCUCAACUGUCCUUUUACAUGUCCUUGCCACAAUUUUUGAGGUGGUUAUAUUAUGCCUACGUACGCUAUAUCAAGAAGGACCAUCUUUGGGCAAGUCUGUUGCGCUCCUUCGGUCCUUUGACCGCCGCACAGAAUUGGCAAUACGUUGCGAAGCGAGAAGCAUUCCGUGCAACUUGGUUUGACUGGUGGGAUGAUGAGGACCAGCAGUUUGAUUUUAUCUUAUGCCCUGCCAAUGCGACUCCCGCUCUCCCACAUGGUGCGAUGCAUGAUGCGGUCUCCUCGUGUGGUUAUACCUUCUUAUGGAACCUUCUGGACUACACGGCUGGUGUUCUACCGGUAACGAAAGUCGAUGCAAUCAAAGAUGCGCUGAACCCGGAAUGGAAGCCACCCAAUGGCGUCGCCAAGGGAGCUUACAAGCACUAUGACAGCGUUGCUAUGGAAGGGUUGCCCUGCGCUGUGCAGAUCGUUGGCAGGAGAUUGCAGGAAGAGAAGAUUUUAGCAUGUAUGAAUGUGGUUGAAGGCGCCCUGAAGGCAGAUGGAGUGGAGUAUGAGCACCUGGAUAUUGAUUGA